Molecule: messenger RNA, 1404 nt
Organism: Hyalella azteca
Lineage: Eukaryota; Metazoa; Arthropoda; Malacostraca; Amphipoda; Hyalellidae
Product: cell division cycle protein 123 homolog
Exons: 11
Coding region: 65-1360 (431 amino acids)
Cellular component (GO): cytoplasm
Source: RefSeq, a predicted model, not a curated record
AGUUUUAGAGUAUCAAUUCUAGUGAAAUCUAAUUCAUUUUACCAAUCAUUUUCAGUUAUAAAUUAUGGAUUCAAAUGACGUAUUAUGCUGCCAAUUUUCUCAAUGGUAUCCUAAAUUUAAGAAAUGUACUAUUAUUAGUGAGAUCUUGGAAUUACCUUCAAAUGUACUCGACUACUUGCUGGACCCUGGCACAAUUGUGCUUCCUUCUACCCAAGACCGCGGCGAUGACAAGUGCAGCAGUACCACACCAUGUUCUAGCAGUAAUAUGGGUGGUACACAUGCAUCUCCAAGCCUCUCCUGUAAUGAAGAUAAGCCAGCUCACACACAUGUCAAGCCUUCCACUACUCUUAAAAACAAAUCUCCAUUGGAGCCUGUGGCAUAUGAUUCUGAUGAUGAGGUGGUAUUGGACUGGCAUGAAGAUGACACUGCUAGUGCAAAGGCACCUGCCCUAGAAGAGUUUUCACAUAAAAUCCAGAUGGCCAUACAGAAGCUCGGAGGUGCCGUGUUCCCAAAGCUCAACUGGACGGCUCCUAAGGACGCGGCUUGGAUAUCCUGCUUCAACUCGCUCAAGUGUAUGACGCCUUCUGACGUCUACCUGCUACUUAAGAGCAGCAACCAGAUCACCCUGGAUCUCACUGAACCAUUUCGAAGCUGCAGCGACAGUGAGAAGAUAGUGAACAGCCUGCCGGUGUUAGUGCUGCGCAAGUGGUGCGACAUUAACCCUUCAGGGGAGUUCAGGUGCUUCGUCACACAGAGCCGUCUUAUGGGCGUUUGCCCCCGUGACGUGAGUCAGUACUACCCGUGCUUGGGCCUCGAGCGCUCCAGCAUACUGGCCGACAUCAGCUCUUUCUGGCGGGAGAAUAUUGACAACAGAUUCCCCUUGAAGAAUUACGUGUUCGACGUGGUGAGGAAGAGCAAGGACGAGGUGCUGCUGCUGGACUUCUCACCGCUGCACGAGGGACGCACGCGUGGGCUGCUCUUCGAGUGGCACGAGUUGCGCGCCGCGUGCCUCCCGCCGCCCGUCACCUGCGUCAACCUUUCGGACCAGUUGGAGGACAUCGAGCUUGAGAUCUGCGACGGACUGCAGUCUUUGAACCUUCCUAACACAGACAGUAACCGCUCUACCGAUGAGCUGCACGCGGACGGUGACGACGCAGAGGACCUGCAUGAAGCUAUGCCCGAGUUCCGGUACAUCAGCUCGGAGACCGGCGUCCAGCCCAGCUUAGAGAGAUUACACGGUGUGCCACAAGACUUGGUGGAUCUUCCCAAUCUCGACAAAGAAAAUCUUAUUGAGCUUUUGAGAAUGGAAGCACAGCGAUCCAAUGACGCCCGUUUCAGCGACGAAGAAGGUUAUACUUGAGCGUCCAAGUUAUACUAUUCAAACAAAUAAAGCGUACAAAUUAA